Messenger RNA from Rhizoctonia solani, 1425 nucleotides. Its product is annotated as alpha/beta hydrolase family protein. The record is from RefSeq and is a predicted model, not a curated record. The coding region runs from base 1 to 1425 and encodes 474 amino acids. The transcript has 13 exons. Lineage: Eukaryota; Fungi; Basidiomycota; Agaricomycetes; Cantharellales; Ceratobasidiaceae.
AUGGCUGUGAAUGUACCUGUGCUUGGCCGACUUUCUCUUCGAGAAUAUACUGCACUUGUUCUCGGAUUCUGUUUUGUCUCAUUUGAAACACUUAUUCGAAUACUGACGCUUGCCCUCCCAACGUCGGUUCUGGCAUGGUUUUAUGAAAAGUCGCGUGAGAUAUUCAUUGCUCACUAUGGGAGUGGCUCCAGCUCUCGGGAGAGUUCCCCAGAUCGAGACUCCAAGCGCCCUACGAGCGAAGAAGAGAGAAGAGCUGAGAAAAUUCGCGAGGCCGAGGACUUUGAAGAGCUUUGUCAAAUUUGGGGUUAUACAAGUGAAAGCCAUGUCGUGCAAACUAAGGACGGAUACAUGCUUGGUCUUCACCGGUUGCCCAAUGCUCAGAACGAAAGAUCACUUCACCCGGGCGCUCGUACUAGAAAACCUGUUGUAUACCUGCAUCACGGUUUACUUAUGAACUCUGAGGUGUGGGUUUGUCUCACCGAUAGAGAGCGCUGUCUUCCAUUUAUUCUGGCCGAUGCAGGUUACGACGUGUGGCUUGGAAACAACCGUGGUAACAAGUACAGCAAAAAGUCUAUACACUCCAUUCCGAGCGAAGCCAAGUUUUGGAAUUAUUCGAUCGAUGAAUUUUGCCUUUUUGAUAUUCCAGACUCGAUCGAGUAUAUUCUCAACUUGACCAAGAGCAAGUCAUUGAGUUAUGUGGGCUUCAGCCAGGGUACCGCUCAGGCGUUCGCUGCGCUCAGCAUCCACCCGGCUCUAAAUGAGAAAAUUGACAUCUUUAUCGCUUUAGCUCCUGCCAUGUCACCUCCUGGAUUGCACCAGCCGAUCGUUGAUGGGCUAAUGAAGGCAUCCCCGACCUUGAUGUACCUCUUCUUUGGACGAAAGUCCAUUUUGCCGUCAACAGUGUUUUGGCAGAGUAUCCUGUAUCCCCCAAUUUUCAUCAAGGUAAUCGAUACAGCUCUGACCACACUCUUCAACUGGCGCGGAGCAAACAUAUCUGCUUCUCAAAAGAUCGCAGCAUAUGCGCAUCUCUAUUCGUACACAUCUACCAAGUCUGUGGUCCAUUGGUUCCAGAUUAUGCGUAACGCUGGGUUCCAAAUGUACGAUGAUGAAGUCCAGUCACCGGUUAGUUUCCUUGGGAAGAAAUUCUAUCAGCCGGCCAAGUUUCCGACUAGAAACAUCGUUACCCCAAUAUUUUUGCUCUAUGGUGAAACCGAUAGCUUGGUAGACAUAGAUGUGAUGUUAGCUGAACUCCCGAAACAUACAACCUGCCGGGGCGUUCCUAAUCAUGAACACCUGGACAUGCUUUGGGGCCAGGAAGUGGACGAGCUAGUUAUACCACACGUUCUACAAGCAUUGAAGGAUGCUCACACCAAGAAAGGAGAGACUCUUCGCUCGGGUGACGGUGCCGAACCCGAUAACAUUUAA